AUCUGGAGAGAAACAUAAUAUAUUUAGAAAUAUAUAUUUUAGAGAGAGAACAAAUGACAGAAACAUAUAUAAACAACAUCAGAUUACAAAGACUAGUUCCAACAGAUUCUGUUAAUCUCUUUUGAGUCUUCUCAGUCUUGAAUUCUAUUCUCCUCUUUCAAGAAUGAAUACAAGCGUGAAGAUAGACUCACAAAUGAUGAUGUUAACAUACAUCAAAUGCUCCACGUGGCAUCAUCUCAGUGGAAUUGUCCUUUGGCUCGCUUCCCACAAAGCCAAGAACCAACCCCACCACCCCAAAGAACUCACCCACCCCACCCCACCUUAGCAUGUUGUCAGUGUUGAUGUUGGGUGUGUUUUGUGUAACCCCCAAAGUCCUAUAAACCUGGUAUAUGUGAUCAAUUUGAUGCCUGAAGGUCAUUUUUUUCUGGCUUGAGAUGUACUAUCCUGCAUGCAAUGAUGAAAGAAAACGAUUCACUGUCCGGUAAAAUGCUUAACAGAGACUGGGCCUUAAAACGCAAGCGUCGCAGACUUGCAUCCGGUCCUGAUGUGCCAAAUGGCAAAGAAAAGGCUUCAAAAACCUUGGAUUUACCCUCGAGUAACUCACCCAAGCGUCGAGUGAAAAACGAAAUCACUUCAAGUGGUUCUUCUAGCAAGAAGAAAGGAAAUGAUGGGUACUAUUAUGAAUGUGUUGUUUGUGAUCUUGGUGGAAAUUUGCUUUGCUGCGAAAGCUGUCCGCGAACCUACCAUCUUCAGUGUCUGGAUCCUCCUCUUAAGCGUAUACCAUCUGGAAAGUGGGAAUGUCCUAGUUGUUAUCAGAAGAAUGAUACGCUUGAAUCUGUCAAUCCUCUAGAUACUGUCUCGAAACGACCAAGAAUAAAAUUUACAAGUGGAAAAGCAAAAGAUGAACAUAAGUCAUCUGGAAUCUCCAAGGUAUCCCUGAUUUUUGAAAGCUCCAUUCCUGGUAAGAAAAGAUCCUCGGGUAAAGAAAAAACUCCUUUAUCACAUCGCAGUCAAAUGGAGAAGCUGGGUUCUUCCUCCAAUGAUGUUUCUUGUGAUACUAAACCAAGUCAUCAUUCCCGGGAUGGUGAUGCGGAUGGCAAUUCAUUGUAUGGAAGUGUUGAUAAAGAAAAGGAGGUGCCUCCUUCAGAUACUCCAGUUGAGAAGGAGGUGCCUUCUGCAGAUACUCCAUUGGAGAAGUCAAGCUCUUCAAUGAAUGAUACAACAUCCUUUUUGAAUAUGAUGGAUUCAAAGACGAAUGACAAAGCCUCUGAAAAGAAGCCUGAUAUGCCUUCUAGUGGUGAACCUGUAGCUGUAUCAGAGGCCGCUUCUAGGAAAGACAGGAAAAGAAAACCUAAUUUUUACAACAUUGACAGUCGGAACAAAUCUAAGUCUGACAAGGGCAGGCGAGCUUCUGGUAAUUCUAAAAAGUCUGGUUCAAAGUCAAGCAAAUCGCAAAAAAAGCGUAAGCGUGUUGAUCAUAAGCCUUCAGUGCCUGCGUCAGAUAGGGAUGGGAGAGAUACUGUUGAAACCCAACUUAAAGAUGAGUUGGUUUCCGAAGAGGCUGGUCAGCCAUCAGAUCUGUCACGUGAAGCUGGAAAAGUUGCCAUCGAACAUUUGGUAUAUGAUAAUAAUGGUCCUGAUCUUCAACAGGUUGAUAGGGUUCUGGCAUGUCGAGUUCUAGCGGAUAAUGCAAAUGACCCAGCAUUGGGAGAAUCAGCAAGAUUAGCAGAUAAAGAGAAAGUAAAUGAUGAAAAGCCCAGCUGUGAUGUGCCUGCAGUUAAGGUUGGUAUAGAAUAUUCAGGCAGUGGCUCUGAAGAAACUUUGGACAUUCCUGAUGAAGGAAAAAGCUCAAAGUAUGAUAUCAGAAAGGCUAAAGUUCAAGUGUACAGAAGAUCAGGUAGCAAAGAAUGCAAGGAAGGAACUGGCACAGUAAAGGAAGACCCUCAAGGCUCAGUAUCUGAAGGUGCAAUCAACAAAAACGAAGAAGACACUGCUGCUGAUGAUCUGGAUAAUAGGCAUAAUAUAUCUGGAGAAAGCAUUUUUUCCACUGAAAAGAACUAUAUUGACAAUGCCAAGUCGAAGGAUAAUGUCACAUCUGGGAGUCAUGAAGUUGGAACUGCCAAGGGAGUAGAUGAAAUGAUUGCUACAGAUACCACCUCUUUCAAGAAAAGUGAGGAGACUGUCUUGGCUAAACCACCAACCUCGAAUGGUGUAAAUGUCUCCUAUGAAUAUCUUGUUAAGUGGGUUGGGAAAUCAAAUAUUCAUAACUCUUGGAUCCCAGAGUCUAAGUUGAAAGUUCUGGCUAAAAGAAAACUGGACAACUACAAGGCGAAGUAUGGGACAGCAACAAUAAAUAUUUGUGAUGAACAGUGGAAGCUGCCUCAGCGGAUUAUUGCAACUCGGCCUGGUACGGGUGGUUCAGAUGAAGUUUUUGUGAAAUGGACAGGUCUUCCUUAUGAUGAAUGUACCUGGGAAAAAAUACAGGAACCUGUGAUUGCAAAAUCAUCUCAUUUGAUUGAUCAGUUUAAUCAGUUUGAAUCCCAAGCAUUAGCUAGAAAUGCUACCAAGGAUGAUGUGGUGAGGAAAAAGAGAGAGUGCCAUAAAAAUGAUAUAGUUACUCUGCCAGAGCAGCCUAAAGAACUGCAAGGAGGCAUAUUAUUUCCACAUCAAAUGGAAGCCUUAAAUUGGUUGCGCAAGUGCUGGCAUAAAUCCAGAAAUGUUAUUCUUGCUGACGAGAUGGGGCUUGGGAAGACAAUAUCAGCUUCUGCUUUCUUAUCAUCACUGUACACCGAGUUCAAUGCUGCACUUCCUUCUCUGGUAUUAGUUCCUCUUUCCACAAUGCCAAAUUGGAUGGCAGAGUUUCAGUUAUGGGCUCCACACCUAAAUGUUGUAGAAUACCAUGGGAGUGCUAAAGCAAGAGCUGUGAUUCGCCAAUUUGAAUGGCAUGCAAGGGAUCGAAGUGAUCUGAGUAAGAGGUCGACUUCAUACAAAUUUAAUGUUCUUUUGACUACGUAUGAAAUGGUUCUCGCCGAUUCCACUUUUCUGCGUGGGAUCCCAUGGGAAGUUCUUGUGGUUGAUGAGGGACACCGUCUGAAGAAUGCUGAUAGUAAACUCUUUAGCAUGCUCAACACAUAUUCUUUUCAGCAUCGGGUGCUAUUGACUGGUACUCCUCUUCAGAACAACAUUGGCGAGAUGUACAACUUAUUAAAUUUUCUGCAGCCAUCGUCAUUUCCUUCACUAUCGUCGUUUGAGGAGAAGUUUAAUGAUCUUACAACCGCGGAAAAGGUGGAAGAAUUGAAAAAGCUUGUCGCUCCGCACAUGCUUCGCAGGUUGAAAAAAGAUGCCAUGCAAAAUAUUCCUCCUAAAACUGAACGAAUGGUUCCUGUUGAGUUAUCUUCUAUUCAGGCUGAAUAUUACCGUGCAAUGCUUACAAAGAACUAUCAGCUUCUUCGCAACAUUGGGAAAGGAGUUGCACAGCAAUCAAUGCUGAAUAUUGUUAUGCAGUUAAGAAAAGUUUGCAACCAUCCUUAUCUCAUACCGGGAACUGAGCCUGACUCUGGUUCAGUGGAGUUUCUUCAUGAAAUGAGAAUAAAGGCUUCUGGAAAGCUGACUCUUCUGCACUCUAUGCUCAAAAGUUUGCACAAAGAAGGUCACAGAGUCCUUAUAUUUUCACAGAUGACUAAGCUUCUAGAUAUUCUGGAGGAUUACUUGGCAAUUGAGUUUGGGCAAAAAACAUAUGAGAGAGUUGAUGGCUCUGUUGCAGUGGCUGAUCGUCAAGCAGCAAUAGCACGGUUUAAUCAGGACAAAAGCCGAUUCGUCUUCUUAUUAUCAACACGCUCUUGUGGCCUGGGGAUCAAUUUGGCUACUGCAGAUACUGUUAUUAUCUAUGAUUCUGAUUUCAAUCCACAUGCUGAUAUCCAGGCGAUGAAUCGGGCUCAUCGUAUCGGACAGUCAAAGAGACUUCUAGUGUACCGGCUAGUAGUCCGUGCCAGUGUUGAAGAACGGAUACUUCAGCUUGCUAAGAGGAAGUUGAUGCUUGAUCAGCUUUUUGUGAACAAAUCAGGGUCCCAAAAGGAGGUUGAGGACAUCCUUCGAUGGGGAACAGAAGAGCUUUUUAGUGAUUCCUCUAGCAUGGCAGAGAAAGAUGCUGUUGAAAACUCCAGCGACAAAGAUGAAACAGUUCCUGAAGUAGAGCAUAAGCGCAGGAGGACUGGUAGCCUGGGUGAUGUGUAUAAAGAUAAGUGCACCAAGGGCAGCACUAAGAUUGUGUGGGACGAAAAUGCUAUUUUGAAAUUGCUUGACCGUUCAAAUAUUCAGUCAGAAUCACCUGAUAACCAUGAGGCAGAACUGGAGAAUGAUAUGCUUGGCUCAGUGAAGUCAUUGGAAUGGAACGAGGAAGGUGCAGAAGACCAAGCUGGAAUAGCAUCACAUAUGGUGGUGAGUGAAGACACUUGUGUACAAAAUGUUGAGAAGAAAGAAGAUAACUUGGUUAGUAGCACUGAAGAAAAUGAGUGGGACAAGCUUCUAAAAGUGAGAUGGGAGAAGUAUCAGAGCGAGGAGGAAGCAGCGCUUGGUCGAGGCAAGCGCCUAAGGAAAGCCAUUUCGUACAGGGAAGCAUAUGCUUCACACCCUAAUGAAACAUUAAGUGAGAAUGGUGUGGAAGAGGAGCAGGAGCCUGUGCCUGUUCCUGUGCCUGAACCAGAGCGAGAGUAUAGUCCAGCUGGACGAGCAUUAAAGGCAAAAUAUGCUAAGCUUCGUGCUAGACAAAAAGAACGGCUAGCCCGUAGAAAUGCAAUUGAAGCAUCUGGACCCGUGGAAGGACAGGCUGGACAAGAGUCUAUCUGUCAUCUGCUUCCUCCGCAAGCUCAUGAUGUGAAUCCGAUGAAUGUACCAUCGCAACUCCGUGAAGAGAAACAUGUGGCCAUGAACUUGGAUAAAAAAUGCUGUGUAAUAUUAUCAUCCGAGGCAAAGAAAAACCUGGCUGACUUAAAGUUGAGAACGUUGAAACAUAAAUUGAACGAUAACAUAGCUCUUCCAUCAAGUGGCCAUCCUCUUGCAGAUAUUCCCCAGUCAAGUAAUCACGCACAAGAGAUGAGCUAUACUGACUCCAUGGCCAAUAAACACCUUUUACCAGUUCUGGGACUAUGUGCUCCUAAUGCUCAUCAGGUGGAGGCACCACAGAGGAACUUCUCCAAGUCAAACAACCGACAACACAGGCAAGGAUUAGGACUGGAGUUCCCAACUAUUGCUCCUCCUCCUCCGGAGGUUUCAACUGAAAUGGUUGCUAAAGAUCAGGAGAGCUUCCCUCGGAGAUUUAGAUUGCCAGAUCUUCCCCUGGAUCAUUCACAACAACGUCCAAAGAAUAGUUUACCUGAUUCUUAUCUCCCAUUCAGUCCACAUCCUCGAUCAGUCAUGCAUGAAAGAGGUUCGGCUGGUAAUUUAAAGAAUUCUGGUGUUACUUUAUCUGAUAUUCAAGAAAAGGCAGCAUUGCAGAAACCUUUUGAUGAGCCAUUGUUACCAAGAUACCCAUUUCCUUCUAUGAACAUGCCCCGUCCUCCCUCUGACUUGUUUCCCAGCUUGUCUUUGGGAUCAAGAGUUGCAGAUGUGAAUGAGUCUGUUCGUGAGCACCCUGUACUGCCGUUCUUGCCCAAUCUCAAGUUUCCACCUCAUGAUGCAGCUAGGUUUAAUCCACAAGAACAAUUGGGGUUAGGGCAUAUGGUACCUUCUUCAUCUUCAUUUCCUGAAAACCAUCGGAAGGUUCUUGAAAACAUUAUGCUGAGAACUGGGUUAGGAUCAGGAUCUGGAUCAGGAAACCUACUUAAAAGAAAAAGCAAACUGGAUAUCUGGUGUGAAGAUGAACUGGAUUGUCUCUGGAUUGGUGUACGUAGACAUGGAAGGGGCAAUUGGGAUGCCAUGCUGCGAGAUCCAAGGUUAAAAUUUUCCAAGUAUAAAACUCCUGAAGAUUUAUCAAUUAGGUGGGAAGCAGAACAGCUCAAGAUCUUGGAUGGACCUGCGCCAAAACCAUCCAACCCUACCAAAGUGGGAAAAUCAGGCUUAUUCCCAGGAAUUUCUGAUGGAAUGAUGGCUCGAGCAUUGCAUGGUUGUAAACUAAAUGAACAGCUCCUUCCAACCCACCUAACAGACAUGAAAUUGGGGUUUCGUGAUCUGCCUUCCAGCUUUCCACAUUUGGAACCUCCUGAGAGACUUGGUCUGAACAACAAUCAUAUCUCACAUCUUCCAACUCGCAGUGCUGAUAAGUACCGGGUGAAUAUGAAUGCAGGACCCCCAGACAGACCAGGGGCUUCGUCAAGCUUUCUUAUGGAGUCGCCAUUUCUGCUGAAUUCGUUGGGCAGCAGUAGCUUGGGUCCUCUUGGCAGGUUUGACUUGCAAAAGGAGAAUAAUGAUGGUGCAAGUGGAUUUAUUAAAUUGCCUAACCUUCUUGACAGGUCUUUAAAUAACUCACAUGACAAUGCGGGAGGUGGUGAAUCUAGCAAUUGUCCAUCACUUCCUGAACUUAAUAAAGGUCAGAAAUUUUCUCAAUCAAAGGGCAAGGAAGUGGCUGAAUGUAGUUCACCGAAGAAUAAGCUACCACACUGGCUUCGUGAAGCAGUGAAUACUGCUCCAGCAAAACCCCCUGAACCGGAUUUACCACCCACCGUCUCUGCAAUUGCUCAGUCAGUUCGCGUGCUAUAUGGGGAGGAGAAGAAGCCCUCCAUUCCUCCAUUUGUUAUUCCUUCUCCUGCUCCAUCCCGACCCAGGGACCCACGAUUGAGCUUGAAUAAGAAGAAGAAGAAACAUGGACUGCAAGUAAUGAAGCAGUUCCAGAAAGAUUUUGCAGGAACUAGUAAUGUACAUGGUGAGAGUAUGGCUGGAACAAGUAGUCUGCAAGAUUCAGCAGUCCCUCUGCUUUCUAGUGUGAUGGCCAGAACUUCAGGUGAAUCUAACCUUAAUAUGCCGCCUUUAAGUCUAAAUGUGAAUCCUUCAACUAGUUCAGUUAGUACAUUUCCCUUAAUGAAGACAAGCACUGGAUUGUCUCCCUCACCCAAAGUGCUUCAAUUGGUUGCAUCCUGUGUUGCACCAGGUCCACCUAUUGCUACUAGUUCGAGUUUCCUUGAAGAUUCAGCCCCUCGCCCUAAGUCCGUUGAUCAGGUUGCAUGGUCAGACACCCAAGAUUCACAUGAAAAGCAGGAAACAAAUCAGACCUCAGCUCCUAGUACAUUUGGUCCAUUUCAGGCAGAGAAAGAAGUUGAAACUGAUAGUGGGGAUUCUAGCAAAACUCAGUCAGAUUCUGCUCGAGCUGGACAGGAAGAUGUAGAGGAAAUAUCAUCUGAAGAGACAGUAUCUGACCGUGAACCAUAGCUCUUUCCUAUGGGGAGUUAAUUGUUGUAACCAUCUCGCGCCGUGUAACUCCAUCAUUCGCAGUUUUUUGUAGGGCAGGAUGCAAUUAAAGUAGCAAAUACAGUACAGGUUUAGACCAAUUAUUAUGUAAAGCUUGUGUAAGAGAAAGGAGAAACAUAGAAGUUAGCAUACAAUGUUGUUCGUCGUCCUUAAAGUCAGUAAGGUUUUGACCUUGUAGGACUUGUUUAGCCUAGGGAGCUGGAUUCAGCAUUUCAUUUAGGACUUUCUAAGUGUCAAAACUCGGGUUCAUGUAAGCAAAUCAUUGCUUGUAUGUAUUUUAUGCAAAGUGGUGUUUGGGAU
Messenger RNA from Lycium ferocissimum, 7698 nucleotides. Its product is annotated as protein CHROMATIN REMODELING 4. The transcript has 11 exons. The record is from RefSeq and is a predicted model, not a curated record. The coding region runs from base 454 to 7359 and encodes 2301 amino acids. Gene Ontology annotation, molecular function: DNA binding; ATP binding; ATP-dependent chromatin remodeler activity. Gene Ontology annotation, cellular component: nucleus; chromatin. Gene Ontology annotation, biological process: negative regulation of transcription by RNA polymerase II; chromatin remodeling. NCBI's taxonomy places the organism in Eukaryota, Viridiplantae, Streptophyta, Magnoliopsida, Solanales, Solanaceae.